This is a messenger RNA of Salarias fasciatus (jewelled blenny), 900 nucleotides long. It is a transcript of the gene crybb2, whose product is annotated as crystallin, beta B2. Gene Ontology annotation, biological process: lens development in camera-type eye; visual perception. The coding region runs from base 132 to 758 and encodes 208 amino acids. The transcript is spliced from 6 exons. Gene Ontology annotation, molecular function: structural constituent of eye lens. The record is from RefSeq and is a predicted model, not a curated record. NCBI's taxonomy places the organism in Eukaryota, Metazoa, Chordata, Actinopteri, Blenniiformes, Blenniidae.
GGUGGCCCAUUUGGACACUGUGGGUACUGUUGGCAGAGUUUCCACCCCUGGGCGUCCCAUAUAUAUUGAGCUCAUCGUGCCAUCACAAACACACUGGCACAGACAGUUUCAUCUUUGCCGAUUUGUUCAUUAUGGCCACAGACCACCAGAACCCUGCAUCCAAGCAGCAGCAGCCAGGCACCAGUGCAUUCAAGCUGAUCAUCUAUGAACAGGAAAACUUCCAGGGACGCUGCCAUGAGCUGACUGGUCCCUGUAACAACCUCCAGGAAGCAGGCGUGGAGAAAGUGGGCUCCAUACUGGUGCUGUGUGGACCAUGGGUGGGAUACGAGCAGGCCAACUGUAAGGGGGAGCAGUAUGUGUUUGAGAAGGGGGAGUAUCCUCGCUGGGAUUCCUGGACCAACAGCAGGCGCAGUGACACCAUUGUUGCAUUCCGCCCCAUUAAAGUGGACAGCCAGGAGCACAAGAUUGUCCUUUACGAAAACCCCGGCUUUGCUGGGAAGAAGAUAGAAAUCAUUGACGAUGAUGUCCCCAGUUUUCACGCACAUGGCUACCAGGAGAAAGUCUCCUCUGUUCGGGUGCAGAGCGGCACCUGGGUGGGCUACCAGUAUCCAGGCUACAGAGGCUAUCAGUACCUGUUUGAAAAGGGGGAGUACAAGGACAGCUCCGAGUUUGGGGCCCAGAUCCCUCAGAUCCAGUCGGUCCGGCGCAUCAGAGACAUGCAGUGGCAUCAGAGGGGUGCUUUUCACCCCGUCAAUUAAGUUUGUGACUCUUUUCCUCACAUGAAUCCUGACCUCAGUGGCUUUCCUGCCUUUCAGCAGCACCCACCCUUCUCCCGGCUCCUUUUGUCCUCCCUUUACACCUGACAACAUUUUGAUGUCUAUUGCAGCUGUUGCAGUAAUU